Molecule: messenger RNA, 5604 nt
Organism: Chlorocebus sabaeus (green monkey)
Lineage: Eukaryota; Metazoa; Chordata; Mammalia; Primates; Cercopithecidae
Gene: SIKE1
Product: suppressor of IKBKE 1
Source: RefSeq, a predicted model, not a curated record
UGACGCCAGUAAUGCUGAGACAGACUCCCAGAAGAUCUGAGCGAGUCGCGUAGCUGAGCCCGGCAGGGGCUGGGGUUGUGCUGCUGCUAUGAGCUGCACCAUCGAGAAGAUCCUGACAGACGCCAAGACGCUUCUGGAGAGGCUGCGGGAGCACGAUGCGGCCGCCGAGUCGCUGGUGGAUCAGUCGGCAGCGCUGCACCGGCGGGUAGCCGCUAUGCGGGAGGCGGGGACAGCGCUUCCGGACCAGGUCAGGCAGAGGUAUCAAGAGGAUGCAUCCGAUAUGAAGGACAUGUCCAAAUACAAACCUCACAUUCUGCUGUCUCAAGAGAACACACAGAUUAGAGACUUGCAACAGGAAAACAGAGAGCUGUGGAUUUCCUUGGAGGAACACCAGGAUGCUUUGGAACUCAUCAUGAGCAAGUACCGGAAACAGAUGUUACAGUUAAUGGUUGCUAAAAAAGCUGUGGAUGCUGAACCAGUCCUGAAAGCUCACCAGUCUCACUCUGCAGAAAUUGAGAGUCAGAUUGACAGAAUCUGCGAAAUGGGAGAAGUGAUGAGGAAAGCAGUUCAGGUGGAUGAUGACCAGUUUUGUAAGAUUCAGGAAAAAUUAGCCCAAUUAGAGCUUGAAAAUAAGGAACUUCGAGAAUUAUUGUCCAUUAGCAGUGAGUCUCUUCAAGCCAGAAAGGAAAACUCAAUGGACACUGCUUCCCAAGCCAUCAAAUAACUGAACUCUGAAUGAUGGCUGGAGAUUGUCUAUCAAGGAAGGAAGUUACUAUCUUCCCAUUCAAGUACUGUCCAUUAAGUGUCUUGCCUCAGAUUUGAUUUAAUCUUAAUUAAAGGUAUCAGGUGGCAAUUUAGAAUUCCAGUCAAUAUUGGCUGUCCACGGUUCUCAGAUGUGUUAAUAUGAAUACAUGCUGAAUUUCACCAUUCCUUUCUCAAAGAGACUACUUUUAAUUUUCAUUUCUGGGACUUUGAUUUAUAUAAACUGUGUUUUCAGUUCAUUGUUAUUUUUCACAUCUCUGAAACUUUGAGAUUUUUUUAUAAGCCAGCAAUUUUAUUUUAUAUAGCAUUGUAAAAUACACUUCUAGGAAAUUUUAGGAAAGAUUUAACUUUUUAAAUCUAUUUGGCAUAAACUCUGAUUUUUUUUUUUUCCAUUUGACAAAAUAAUACAAUUCCACAGAACUAGAUCAGCAGAUUCUCUGAUUUGUAAUGCCAUUCACCUGUGAAGUUUUAAGUCUCUCUGGUGCUAAGAAUUGGCACUUUAUAGCCUGGUGCCUUUACUUUUAAUUUGAGAGAACCUACUGCUAGUCCCAGGAAACAUACUUGGAAAUAAGUCGGCUAUUUUUUUCCCCAGUGAUACUAUAGUUGUCAUAUUGUUCAAAGUUCAUAUUGUUCAAAGCUGAGGAGCUUGUCCUGUGUAUGCGCAUGCACACAUGUGCACUUAGUUCAAAUACUAAAAGUAGCUUUUAUUAAAUAUAAUCAGCCAAAAACGCAUACACAAAAAAUCAAAAAACCAAAUAUUAGUCAGUUUUUCAAUGUUAUUGUAUUAGUUCUAUAUUCUAUUUUAAUGUUUAUACAAUUUCCAUUUUAUAAUCAAGAACCAUCACUUACUUGGAUUGGAUGUCUUUCAUUCCUAGCACUAAUAGGUAGUUGGCUUGCUCUUUUUUUUUUUUUUUUUUUUUAACAUAGAAGCAGUUGUUGUUGUUUUUUUUGGUCUCUUUUCUUUUUUUUUUAAGCUAUAUAAAAAGGUGAGGAAGCAGUUUUGUUACCUAAUGAAAAUUAUUACACUCAUAAUGCUGUGUAGGCAACAUUGAGAUUCAAGUGCCCAGUGGUCAACUGGGUUCACUCAUCAAUUCAUUCCCAUCUCAGUUUACUCACAUUUCAAAUUUAUAAAUUCUUCAUGUUAUACUAUUCUAUUUAGAUUUGCCCAGAAUUAAUUGAAAUAAUGCUAAACCUGUCAAUAGUUUCCAGUAACAUUAAAGCACCAUACUGCAUGGGAGAGACACAGUAUUAAAAAGAGUUUUUAGUGCUUUAUGUGAUAUAAUAUUUCUUUUGUAAUGCUAUAAAGAACUACAGUUAAAACAAAAUCUUUCAAAGAUGUCUUAAAAGCAUCUGAUCCCAGUAAUAACUAAUGGAUGUCAUCUAGAGCAGUAGGUGUUAAUGAAUAAGUAUAUGUCAUUUAAGAAUUUUUCAAAUUUCUGUUCGAUAUCCUGCAUAGAAUUUGACAAAAAACACCUCCAAGUGUGAGCAUUUUUUAUUUCAUUUCCCAAGAGUAAGUAAGGAAACUGUUAGCCCAGCCAUCUGCCUUGAAGUAUACCUUAAGUGACCCAUAAAUCCAUUCAAGAGGCAGUACUUGAAUGGUACUCUAUACCAUUUGGUACUCUAUACCAUUUGGUACUCUAUACCAUUUGGUACUCUAUACCAUUUGGCAGCCAUGGCCAAACUUACCAUGGCCAGAUUUCAGCGAAAAUGAUGAAGUAAUCAAAUUAAGGUAUAAUAUGGUGUCCCUUUAUCUGCUUCAUGUUCCUUUAGAGCUGUUUAUAAAGUCCUUUAUAUCUCAAGUGUCAGGAUAAAUCUAUAUAUUAACUUUUCCCCCUGAGAAAUUAAAAGCCUGAGGUACAAGUCUAAGAAGCUUUUAGUGCCCUACAUAAUAUAAAUUCUGGCUGGUGUUAAUGCUAUGAAGAUAUGUGUAGUUAGAAAACUGAGUAGGGGAGGAAUGCUCUUCAUUUUAAGUGGAUUUUAAAGUUUCUCCUUCAGUGGAUGAAGAACUUGCCUGGUUUGCAAAAAUCUUAGUUCAAAAUUAUAUUUUCUAACAAAAACUGCAUUUUGAGAAGAUCAGCUAAUUUUACUCAGUAAUAAGUCAAAUUAGGAAGUGCAGUGUAUUUUUACGUAUAUAUAUAGCAACCUUGUCAAGUGGUCCUCACAAGAGUCAUAAAUACUUUGUAAUUAGCACAGUAUAUUCAGCAGUGUAUAACUCUACAAAUAGUACCUUAUAUUAGUGUAGUAUUAUAUCAAUGUCUUAUAUAUGAUUCUUAUAUUAAUACCUUAUGCAUAAUUUGAUUCAAACAUUGAAGGUCUAUUUUAGUGUUCUUCAAAAUGUGGUUCCCUGACCCACUGAAAUAGAAAAUUGGCGAUGGAGUUCAAGAAUUUAUAUUCUAAUCAUCCCAAAGAAUUCCUGAAGACACUAAUUUAAAAAUGUCUAGUCUAGGCCCCAUUGUGUAAUAGUUAGCACUCUAAAAGAUUAAAAAGAAAAUAGUCUAUGUGCCAACCACUUCAUUAAUACUUAUGAUUUUAAAAAUGAAAAAGUCUGGUACAGGAGACAAGUAUAUAUAUAAUUAUAAUGCAGUGUGAUAAAUCCAUUAUGUAAGUAUGUAUAGGAUACAGAAGAGGGACUUUAAACUUGAGAAUUCAAUAGAGAUAAUAAAUGGGUAGGAGAGAAAUAGAAAACUUUGGUGCCAUAAAAGCAAAGUAUGUAUGGUAUUGCCAAUAAUGGCUACCAUCUAUUGAGUGCUUUACUGUCUGUCAGGUACUAUAUUAUAUAAUCUCCAUUUUAACUGUACCUCAUUUUGCAGAUACUCAGGCACAAGGAGGUGGUUAUUUGUCCAAACUGGAACUAAGAUUCAAACCCAGACAGUCUUAAGCUCAUUUUUAAUCACUAACUAACUUGAGAUGCCUAAAUGCCAAAUCCUGCUGGGAGUUCAAGUGGUUCUUAAUUAGCAAAAUCUAUUUUUAUCAGUGCAAAAGAAACACCACAGCUCAUAUAUUAGAAAGUAUUAUGACUUCAAUAAAUGGAGUCUUAACUAAUGAGAUAUUAUUAUUUUCUAGAAUGGCGUAGCUGAGAGUAUGUGUGCAUUCAACUGAAAGGAAUAAUGUAUAAUCAGUGACUCUUACUAUAUAUAGGAAAAGGUGCAGUUCUGUCUUUCAGAUCUGCCUCCUUACCAUAUUGGCUUUCAUCCCUCAUGCUGUUUUCUUGUGUUUGCUAGAAAGUUGUUGACUAGCCAAGUGUCAUGCCCAUGUUGAAGGCAAGGAAGAAAAAAUGGAAAUGGCCUGUGCCAGCUAUAUAUAUAUCCCCUUUUAUGAGGGAAAGCAAAGCUUUCCCAGAAAUUCCAAAUGGAUUCCCCCUUGACUUACUUGCCUGACCAGUUAAAUGGCCACUGGUACCUGCAAAGAAAGCAGAGUACAUAGCUGUCCCAAAUAAAAUCAGUAUUAGCAAGAAGAAAGAAUAUUGAGAAAGCAACUAACAGUGUCUGUGACUGUUACAUGUCUGUGACUGUUAACAUUGUCAAGUCCUUUCCCCUUGAAUAUAGUUUUGGAAGAAUUAGCUGAAGAAGUAUGUUGAUAUUGAAUGGCCAAGAGAAUGGGCUGUAGCAGACAUCUGUCAUUUCUCUUUUAGCUGCCCAAUAUCCUAAAUCCUGUGUUUAGGGAAUCCCUCACCUAAUAAGGCAGAGCAUUCCUCCCUCCUAAAGAAUUUGAAAGUACCAGGUAAAUGUUUUAUCAGCCUCCUUUGCAGCUAGGGAAGAAACAUCUGCCUUCAACUUUAAAGUUAGUGAUACAAAGAAGCAGGGAACCAUGCAGAUUCCUUUGAAGAUGGUGACUAACAACACUACUGCAUUCAUCUCCACAGAGGAGCAGCAAAAGUGGUUUAAUGAUAACCUCUAAUUCUUUUUUUUUUUUUUUUGGCGGGGGGGGGGACAGUCUUGCUCUGUUACCCAGGCCGGAGUGCAGUAGCACUAUCUCAGGUCACUGCAACCUCCACCUCCUGGGUUCAAGCAAUUCUGCCUCAGCCUCCCAAGUGGCUGGGAUUACAAGUGCCCACCACCAUGCACAGCUAAUUUUUGUAUUUUUAGUAGAGAUGGGGUUUCUCCAUGUUGGCCAGGCUGGUCUCAAACUUCUGACCUCAGGUGAUCCGCCCACCUUGGCCUCCCAAAGUGCUGGGAUUACAGGUGUGAGCCACCGCGCCUGGCCCGUAACCUCUAAUUCUUGUUUGUUGGCUGUCCUAGAGAACCUGAGAAUUACUUUUAAUAAAAUCAUUUUUUUGUUGUUAUUAAAACUAACCUGAAUUGCCUAAAACCAAGAACUCUGCUUGAUAAAAUAAGCAUAGUUUUAGGAACAGCCAUGCAGAUAUAAAUUUUAUCAACAUUUUAUACAUAAUUUUGGACUUAUAUUUAAAUGUAAUAUUUGAUGCUUAUAAAAGGGUAAAUGUGGAAUGCAAAUAAAUUAUCAAGCAUAAUAACUCAUCACCUAACUUAAGAAUGAUAACAUUACGAGUGCUUGUAUUUUAUCUAUUUUAGCUCUUUUCCUAUCUUUGCCCACCCCCCUGCUCGCUUUUUAAUAGUUUUAUUCACAUGUAGAAAGACCUAAAAUACAUAUGUAUCCCUAAAGUGACUUAUUUUUUAGUUUUCUUUUUUUUUGAACGUCAAAAGAAUUGUAUCAUACUCUUAUGUAGUCUAAGGAUUUUUUUUUUCACUCAACAUGUCUCUAGAAUUUAUACGUUUUGUUGUUUUAUAGCUGUCAUUUUCAUUGAUACAUAUUUCUUUGUUGGAUUAUACAACAUAUUGUUAAGGAAUACAUACAUAUAUAAUAAAUUAUACAUUUUUUAAAAAA